This is a messenger RNA of Colossoma macropomum (tambaqui), 1029 nucleotides long. RefSeq names its product trace amine-associated receptor 1-like. The record is from RefSeq and is a predicted model, not a curated record. Lineage: Eukaryota; Metazoa; Chordata; Actinopteri; Characiformes; Serrasalmidae. Gene Ontology annotation, cellular component: membrane. Gene Ontology annotation, biological process: G protein-coupled receptor signaling pathway. Gene Ontology annotation, molecular function: trace-amine receptor activity. The transcript has a single exon. Bases 1 to 1029 code for a protein of 342 amino acids.
AUGGACUUGAGCAUAAGUCAAAAUGGGAGCGUAAGAAACAUUUCUCUUUGUUAUGAACAUCAUCCUAACUCCUGUCAGAGGUCCAUCCAUCCACUGGCUGUGCGAGUGGUUAUGUAUUUUGUCAUUAGUCUGAUUAUACUUCUUACAUUGUUUGGAAAUCUUCUGGUGAUCAUAGCCAUAACUCAUUUCAAGCAGCUGCACACACCAACUAACUACCUCACUCUCUCUCUGGCUGUAGCUGACCUGCUUGUAGGAGUGACUGUGAUGCCUGCUAGCAUGAUACGCUCAGUGGAGACUUGCUGGUAUUUGGGGAGUUUAUUCUGCAACAUACAUACCAGCCUUUCCAUAAUGCUGUGCACUGCAUCUAUUUUAAAUCUUGCAUUUAUCUCAGUUGAGCGAUAUUAUGCAGUCUGUCACCCCCUGCAGUACCACAGUAAAAUCACUCCUCUUAAUACUCUGUUCAUGAUCACUGUUUGUUGGAGUCUUGCUAUUGCUGAGGGGAUUUUAUAUCCACAGCUAAAUGUUCUGAACAUGAAGGCUUACAGUGAUGUUAUAUGUAAGGGAGCCUGUGUGUGGCUUAUAGGACCCAUGACAAGUUUAUUACUUUCUGUAAUCUUUUUAUAUGUCCCUACCAUUAUCAUGUUGAGCAUAUAUCUGAAAAUAUAUCUUGUUGCACGGAGGCAAUCACGGUUAGUCCUCAACACUCUUGCUCAAGUAAAUAAAUCCAAAGGCCAGCCUGCUGUUAGUAAGGCAGAGAGAAAAGCAACUAAAACAUUAGCCAUUGUCAUGGGAGGGUUUCUGUUAUUUUGGGUACCAUUUUCUAUCUACAAUUUCAUUGUGCUAUUUUCUGGUUUGAGUGGUCCACCACAACUGUUUGAUGUGCUUUGUUGGAUUGCUUUCUCAAAUUCAGCUUGUAAUCCUAUCAUAUAUGCAUUCUUCUACAAGUGGUUUAGAAAGGCACUCAAAGUUAUUUUAUUAGGUCAAAUAUUUAGGAGAAACUCUUCCAGGAUACAGCUGUGUUCAGAGUAG